Molecule: messenger RNA, 2081 nt
Organism: Chelonoidis abingdonii (Abingdon island giant tortoise)
Lineage: Eukaryota; Metazoa; Chordata; Testudines; Testudinidae
Source: RefSeq, a predicted model, not a curated record
UACCUGUCAGGGCGGCAGGAUGGAGGGACUCAUCGAGCUGGUGAACCGGCUGCAGGACGCCUUCGCGGCGCUGGGGCAGAGCUGCCUGUUGGAGCUGCCGCAGAUCGCUGUGGUGGGCGGGCAGAGCGCCGGCAAGAGCUCGGUGCUGGAGAACUGCGUCUCCAGGGAUUUUCUUCCACGAGGAUCUGGAAUUGUAACAAGGCGACCAUUGGUUUUACAGCUUGUCACUGCCAAAACAGAAUAUGCUGAGUUCCUACACUGCAAAGGGAGGAAAUUUACAGAUUUUGAUGAAGUUCGUCAAGAAAUUGAAGCAGAAACAGACAGAGUGACGGGACUGAAUAAAGGCAUUUCUUCAAUUCCUAUUAAUUUAAGAGUGUAUUCCCCACAUGUGCUAAGCCUGACCCUUGUUGAUUUGCCUGGAAUCACUAAAGUGCCAGUAGGGGAUCAACCUCCAGAUAUAGAGCAACAGAUCAGAGAUAUGAUUAUGCAGUUUAUUUCUCGUGAAAACUGUCUGAUCCUGGCUGUGACUCCAGCCAACACUGAUCUUGCCAACUCAGAUGCAUUGAAGUUAGCUAAAGAAGUAGACCCUCAAGGCCUGAGAACCAUUGGUGUAAUCACAAAACUGGAUUUGAUGGAUGAAGGAACUGAUGCAACAGAGAUUCUGGAGAACAAGUUGCUCCCUCUUCGUAGGGGGUAUAUUGGAGUUGUAAACAGAAGUCAGAAAGACAUUGAUGGGAAGAAGGAUAUUAAGGCAGCCAUGCUGGCAGAAAGGAAAUUCUUCCUUUCCCAUCCAGCUUACAGGCAUAUGGCAGACCGGAUGGGAACACCAUAUCUGCAGAAAGUUCUAAAUCAGCAACUCACCAAUCACAUUCGAGAUACACUGCCAACCUUCAGGAGCAAACUUCAGAGCCAGCUGCUUUCUAUAGAGCAUGAAGUAGAGGCAUAUAAAAACUUUAAACCAGAAGAUCCAACUAGAAAGACUAAAGCCUUACUGCAGAUGGUUCAGCAGUUCUCAGUGGACUUUGAAAAAAGAAUUGAAGGAUCAGGGGAUCAAGUUGACACUUUAGAACUAUCUGGUGGUGCCAAAAUCAAUCGUAUUUUCCAUGAGCGUUUUCCUUUUGAAUUAGUAAAGAUGGAAUUCAAUGAGAAAGAACUGCGGAGAGAAAUAAGCUAUGCAAUCAAAAACAUACAUGGUAUCAGAACAGGUUUGUUUACUCCAGACAUGGCCUUUGAGGCUAUAGUUAAAAAACAGAUAGUGAAGCUGAAAGGGCCUUGCUUAAAAAGCGUGGAUCUGGUGAUGCAAGAGUUAAUCAACACUGUCAAGAAAUGCACUAAAAAGCUGGCGACCUAUCCAAGGCUAUGUGAGGAAACGGAAAGGAUUGUUGCUGGCCACAUUCGAGACAGAGAGGAGAAGACCAAGGAACAGGUACUGCUGCUAAUUGAUAUCCAGGUAUCUUACAUCAAUACCAACCACGAAGACUUCAUUGGCUUUGCAAAUGCCCAACAACGAAGCAGUCAGGUUAACAAAAGUGCAGUUGGAAGUCAGGGAGCCAAUCUACCGCCUUCACGGCAAAUUGUGAUCCGGAAAGGCUGGCUCACUAUCAACAAUAUCGGCAUCAUGAAAGGGGGGUCCAAGGAAUACUGGUUUGUUCUGACAGCAGAAAGCUUGUCCUGGUAUAAAGAUGAUGAGGUUAAAGCCUUAAUCUUAUUUUAACUUGGAAUUUUCUAUGCAGCACAGUUCUAGUCAGUAAAACCUUUUGCAAGUCAUGGUGAAGGCUGUGUUCUUGGAGAAGGAAAAGAUGGAAUUCCUAAAAGGGAAGACUUCAUCUAAUUUUUUUUAAAGACUAGAAAUUGGAUCCUCUAGGAAGUCUGUGUCUUUUUCAUUUAUUCUGCAUUCCGAUUAAUAUAUUUGAUUCCCCACCCCCAUUCUCAUCACCUUUUAUCAUUUAAAAUAUAGAGAAGUUUGAAAAUGCUGGUAUUUGACUUUUGUUGUUGUUGUGGCUUAUAAUAGUUCCCACCAAGCAAUGAUACUUGGGUGGUCUGAAGAAAAGUGUGUGUAUGUGCACUGAGAGGAGGGAGAA